Messenger RNA from Suillus paluster, 1704 nucleotides. Its product is annotated as P-loop containing nucleoside triphosphate hydrolase protein. Gene Ontology annotation, cellular component: proteasome regulatory particle, base subcomplex. Lineage: Eukaryota; Fungi; Basidiomycota; Agaricomycetes; Boletales; Suillaceae. Gene Ontology annotation, biological process: proteasome-mediated ubiquitin-dependent protein catabolic process. The record is from RefSeq and is a predicted model, not a curated record. The transcript is spliced from 6 exons. The coding region runs from base 20 to 1360 and encodes 446 amino acids. Gene Ontology annotation, molecular function: ATP binding; ATP hydrolysis activity; proteasome-activating activity.
AUACGCCCGUACAAUAACCAUGGGAAACGCACCAUCAGGCAUGCCUCCUACCCAACCCCAAGGCCAGGAUAACAAGGACAAAAAAGCCGAGCCGCCAAAGAAGAAAUGGGAGCCGCCUCUCCCGACUCGUGUUGGCAAGAAGAAAAGACGCGGACCAGCAACCGCCUCUAAGCUUCCCCCCGUCUUCCCCGCUACACGGUGUAGGCUACGUCUACUCAAGAUGGAGCGUAUCAAAGACUACCUACUCCUGGAGGAGGAAUUCAUUCAUAAUCAAGAGCGCAUGAAGCCCGAGUCGUCUCGCGAGGAGAAGAACCAGGAUGAGAGGUCUAAGGUGGAUGAUAUUAGAGGGACGCCGAUGAUGGUGGGCACGCUGGAGGAGAUUAUCGAUGACGACCACGCUAUCAUUAGUACCGCUAGUGGCCCGGAGUCGUACGUUUCGAUCAUGAGCUUCGUCGACAAGGAUCGGAUCGAGCCCGGGUGCUCAGUAUUACUCAACCACAAGAACCAGGCAGUAGUCGGCGUACUGGAGGACGAUACCGAUCCUCUCGUCAGUGUCAUGAAAUUAGACAAAGCUCCGACGGAGAGCUACGCUGAUAUCGGUGGUCUUGAGAACCAGAUCCAAGAAAUCAAAGAAUCCGUCGAACUUCCGCUGACACAUCCAGAGUUAUACGAGGAGAUGGGAAUCAAGCCACCGAAGGGUGUGAUUCUUUACGGUGUUCCUGGAACAGGAAAGACCCUCCUCGCUAAGGCAGUCGCAAAUCAAACGUCAGCAACGUUCUUGCGCGUGGUCGGUUCCGAGCUUAUCCAGAAGUAUCUUGGUGACGGUCCCAAGCUCGUUCGCGAACUUUUCCGCGUAGCGGAAGAACACGCCCCCAGUAUCGUCUUCAUCGACGAAAUCGAUGCUAUAGGUACCAAACGGUAUGAUUCAACUUCAGGCGGUGAACGUGAAAUUCAACGAACGAUGUUGGAACUACUCAACCAGCUUGAUGGUUUCGACACUCGUGGCGACGUGAAGGUCAUCAUGGCCACGAAUAAGAUCGAGACACUAGAUCCCGCACUUAUUCGACCAGGUCGUAUAGACCGAAAGAUCGAGUUCCCGCUGCCAGACGUAAAGACCAAGCGGCAUAUCUUCCGAUUACACACUUCACGCAUGAGCCUAAACGAAGAUGUCGACCUCGAGGAAUUCAUCAUGGCCAAGGAUGAUCUUUCAGGUGCUGAUAUCAAGGCUGUCUGCACGGAGGCUGGUAUGUUGGCUUUGCGAGAGCGUCGGAUGCGGGUGACAAAAGCGGACUUUACUGCUGCGAGGGAGAAGGUUUUGUACAGGAAGAACGAGGGCACCCCCGAGGGCCUGUAUCUGUAGAAUUAUCUUGUCGAUCGUCAAUUCGCAUUUCCAUACACUAUCAUUUGUGCCCUUCUGUCUACGCAGCUUACGACUGUCCGAAUUAUGUGAGCAUGAUGGAAAGGAACAUUUCUAUGAAAUAUCUACUCGAUCGCCAAAAUGACACCGUAGUCUACUGAACCUCGGGUUUGGGAUGGGUUCCGUUCUUUCUGGAUGCGCCGCCAUUCACUCAUGUCAGAAUCGAAAUAACUGUCCAAAAAGCAUGUCACAUCGAUCGCAUCAGUUUGUCCACCCUCCGGCAACAUCCACAGGUAUCCUCUAUCAGCAGAACGUCUCUUGGAAAUUGGGAUGAGCUCGUCAAACCU